Messenger RNA from Guyanagaster necrorhizus, 2006 nucleotides. RefSeq lists its product as uncharacterized. The transcript is spliced from 21 exons. Gene Ontology annotation, cellular component: nucleus. Gene Ontology annotation, biological process: purine ribonucleoside salvage; carbohydrate metabolic process. Gene Ontology annotation, molecular function: phosphopentomutase activity; magnesium ion binding. Bases 1 to 1776 code for a protein of 591 amino acids. Lineage: Eukaryota; Fungi; Basidiomycota; Agaricomycetes; Agaricales; Physalacriaceae. The record is from RefSeq and is a predicted model, not a curated record.
AUGGAUCAUCUUGUUAAGGAAUGGCUGCGAAUAGACAGGAACGAAGCUACUAGAAGCGAGAUCCAGGAGUUAUGGGAGGCGGGCAACGAGGAAGAAUUGGAGAAAAGGAUGAGCUUACCAUUUAUUACUUACAAAGGUCUACGAGGAAGAAUGGAGGCCGGGUGGUCCCGUAUGAAUGACCUUAUUAUCAUUCAAGCCUCGCAAGGACUGUGCCAAUACGUCCUUUCUCAUGUCAAAGACGCCGUUUCUCGGGGUGUUGUUAUAGGGCAUGACCACCGUCACAAUUCAGAACAUUGGGCCCAGUUGACGGCAGCUACUUUCCUAACCAGCAAUGUUAAAGUUUACCUUCACCGAGGCUUGGUUCACACCCCGAUGGUGCCCUUCAGUGUUAAGAAGUUGAACGCUGCUUGUGGUGUCAUGAUCACUGCCAGCCAUAAUCCAAAGCAAGAUAAUGGAUACAAGGUAUACUGGGAGAAUGCAGUACAGAUUAUCGCUCCUCACGAUGCCGGAAUAUCCGAAUCCAUCAAGGCCAACCUCGAACCUAAGACGUGGGAUGUUGCGAACAUCACUUCUUCUAACCUCUGCCUUGACAGAACGGCCCAGAUGAAAGAUGCUUAUUUUGAAAGUCUGGCUCCUCAGAGAAUGUCACUUUCUGCAGGCUCUGCGGGCACCGCAUUUUGCGUGCGUUUUGUGAACACUUCGAUGCAUGGGGUCAGUGAACCAUUUGUGUCGAGCGCAUUUAAAUUAUUUGGCCUUGUUCCGCCGACCCAUGUGCCAGAGCAACAAGUUCCGGAUCCCGAUUUUCCUACCGUGACAUUCCCGAAUCCUGAAGAGAAAGGAGCAUUGGAUCUGGCGAUGAAAACGGCCGCCAAGAACAAUAUCAACUAUGUUUUAGCUCAAGAUCCCGAUUCUGACCGCUUUGCUGCAGCUGAGCGACAACCAACGGGAGAAUGGAUUGCCUUUACGGGAGAUCAACUGGGGGUGCUUUUCGCUGCUUGCAUACUGGAAAGGUACCGCCGUAGCGGAAAACCCCUUGACAAGCUAGCGAUGGUCGCGUCAACUGUAAGCUCUAAGAUGGUCGAAGCCAUGGCCAAUGUCGAAGGGUUUAAAUUUGUGGAAUGCCUCACUGGUUUCAAAUACAUCGGCAAUGUGGCGUUGAAUCUGGAACGGCAAGGCUAUGAAGUGCCUUUCGGUUAUGAGGAGGCUAUCGGAUACAUGUUUGGCCCCGACAUCAGGGACAAGGAUGGAGUUGCAGCAACACUGGUGUUUGCUCAGCUGGUAGAGUCCCUUGUCGCUCGCCAAAAAACGGUCAACCAGUAUCUGAAUAAUCUGUACAAGAAAUACGGGCAUUUUGUGACUAGUAAUAGCUAUUUUAUUUGCAGCGAUAGCCCCACAAUCGACUCUAUAUUUGCACGCCUGCGUAAUUUUACCGAAAGCAUUUCCGAGUCGUUCAACUAUCCUACGGAAAUAGCAGGCAUGUCUGUAACAAGGGUAGUCGAUUUGACCACUGGAUACGAUAGCGCAAAUCCUCCGAAGUUUAAGCCGUCGCUUCCGAUCUCUUCUGGACACAUGGUACAGUUCAGGGCAGAGGACAAAGAGAAAGGUGUCAAGAUCGCGUUGACCAUUCGGACGAGUGGAACCGAACCCAAGAUCAAGUACUAUUUGGAAGGAAAUGGGUAUGAUCGUGAAAUAUUGGUAUCCACCUUGAGACAGGUAGUCGAUGAGUUGGGCGACAAGUGGUUGGAAGCCAAGAACCACAACCUAGGCCGCCCUUGAAAGUUUCGAACAAGUCGGUUGUUCACACUUAAUCUGUGAAUCAUGCAAUAAAGUGUCGUGAAGAAAAUGAUGCCCAGAUUAUAGAUUGCAAGAACAGUGCGACGAUUAUGCAGAACAUGAUAACAAACGGAGUAGAUGAGAAUACGGCAACACAAGGGUAUGAAGGUAAAGCCAGCUUAGUGGUUAGUAUGAUUUUAUCUAAGAAAGCGUAGUAAUAAUCUCCACAUCGU